Anoplopoma fimbria (sablefish) is the source of this 3250-nucleotide messenger RNA. RefSeq names its product adenosine monophosphate deaminase 3b (gene ampd3b). Gene Ontology annotation, molecular function: AMP deaminase activity. Gene Ontology annotation, cellular component: cytosol. The transcript has 15 exons. The record is from RefSeq and is a predicted model, not a curated record. Gene Ontology annotation, biological process: AMP metabolic process; IMP salvage. NCBI's taxonomy places the organism in Eukaryota, Metazoa, Chordata, Actinopteri, Perciformes, Anoplopomatidae. Bases 327 to 2630 code for a protein of 767 amino acids.
CAAGACCGCAACAACUAGCAGCUGUGUUAUACACACACAGGCAGACAGACCACAUAAACAACAGAGCGAAGCCUGACCGAGGCAGUCCGAGUGAAAAGCCAGGAGAGAAGCAUCGUAGAGCCCAGACAGAGAUACAGAGAUACAGAGAUACAGACACCAGACCCAGAGGACAGUCUUUUGACAGUGAAGAGAGGUUUCAGCAACAUUUUAUAAAGUGUUCUCUGAGACACAACAGCUAAGAGCUGUAGGGAGUCUUACAGAGACCGAAGCAGACACAUGAAAGCUGAAAUACUUGACUCACCGGGCAGACACUGAGAGAGCCAAACAUGGCCAAAAUCCCAUCAGAAGACAUCCCACGGCUCUUCCAGAGACUGUCGAUGAACGAGGUGGAUGAGAAGGUACGUCUGCUAGCGGAGAGGGUGUACGCCUCUGCCCUGAAAGAGGAGGACACCAAGGAUGCUAUGUCCCUGUUCAACGUGCCGGAGGACUGUCCCAUCGGCCUGCAUGAGGACAGGGAGAGGGCUCUGCAGAAGGAGAUGGCAUCGCAGCAGUCUCAAGAGUCUGCUAAGAAGAAGAAGAGUUUCAGGUUGAAGCGUUCGCAGUCGGUGUCCUCGCAGAUACCCAGCGAUGGAGACUGGGCCCGCUCUGUGGUUUCCCCGAUGCACGACUCAACCACACAAGAACCUUAUCCCAGAGAGGACUUUCCAGACUUCCAGAGAGUAACAAUCAGUGGAGAUUACUGUGCAGGGAUCACAGUUGAGGAUUAUGAGCAGGCAGCCAAAAGUCUCCUUGGGGCGCUGUUCAUCAGAGAGAAGUACUCCAGGCUGGCCUACCAUACCUUCCCAAGAACCACCGCCCGAUUCCUACGCAGCUCCCAAAAUGAGAAGUGGCGUGAGGAGGACGAGAUCAUGCCAGACAUCUGGCCUUCCCCUCAUGAAGGGGAGGACCCGUACUCCAUGGAGGGUAUUCCUGAGGACCUGAACUACGAGCUGCAGAUGAAGGAUGGCAUAGUUCAUGUUUACGACAAUGCCGAGGCCCUGAAACAACAGCAGCCCCACAACCUCCCUUACCCCGACCUGGAGACCUUUGCCAUAGACCUGAGCCACGUCCUCGCAAUGAUAGCCGACGGCCCAACGAAAACCUACUGUCACAGACGGUUGAACUUCUUGGAAUCUAAAUUCUACCUCCAUGAAAUGAUGAACGAAAUGGCAGAGCUAAAAGAGCUGAAAUGUGUUCCACACCGAGACUUCUACAACGUCAGAAAGGUGGACACACACAUACACGCUGCUGCCUGCAUGAACCAGAAGCAUCUGCUGAAAUUCAUAAAGACCACGUACCAGACGGAGGCAGAUCGCGUGGUCCUGGAGAAGGGCGGUGAGAAGUUCACGCUCAAGGAAGUCUUCCACAACCUUAACAUGGACCCCUACGACCUCACCGUGGACUCUCUGGAUGUGCACGCUGGAAGACAAACAUUUCAUCGCUUUGACAAGUUCAACUCCAAAUACAACCCAGUGGGGGCCAGCGAGCUGCGAGAGAUUUACUUGAAAUCAGACAACUACAUCAAAGGAGAAUACUUUGCACGUCUCAUCAAGGAAGUGGCCAAAGAGCUGGAGGAGAGCAAGUACCAGCACGCCGAGCCCCGCCUGUCAAUUUACGGCCGCUCUACCAGCGAGUGGGAGAGCCUUGCAACCUGGUUCAUCCAGCACAAGGUCCACUCAACCAACAUGAGAUGGAUGAUCCAAGUGCCCAGGAUCUAUGACAUUUUCAAGUCAAAGAAAAUAUUUCAAAACUACGCCAAGAUGCUGGAGAACAUUUUCCUCCCACUCUUUGAGGCUACAGUUAAUCCCCAAAAGCACAAAGCAACACACAUAUUCUUGAAAUACGUGACGGGAUUUGACAGCGUGGAUGACGAGUCCAAACACAGCGACCACAUGUUCUCUUACAAAAGCCCAAAGCCUGAGGCGUGGACCGCAAAUGACAACCCUCCCUACACCUACUACCUGUUCUACAUGUACGCCAACAUCAUGGUGCUCAACAACCUGCGCAAGGAGCGAGGACUGAACACCUUCCAGUUUCGCCCCCACUGUGGCGAGGCCGGCUCCAUCACCCACCUGGUCUCUGCCUUCCUCACGGCUGACAACAUCUCCCAUGGACUCAACCUCAAGAAGAGUCCAGUGUUGCAGUACCUGUACUACCUGGCCCAGGUCCCGAUCGCCAUGUCCCCACUGAGCAACAACAGCCUGUUCCUGGAGUACUCCAAGAACCCGCUACGAGAGUUCCUGCAGAAAGGCCUGUGUGUGUCGCUGUCCACUGACGACCCCAUGCAGUUCCAUUACACCAAGGAGGCAUUGAUGGAGGAGUAUGCCAUCGCAGGCCAGCUGUGGAAGCUGAGCACCUGUGAUUUGUGUGAGAUAGCCAGAAACAGUGUGCUGCAGAGCGGACUCUCACAUCAGGAGAAGAAACACUUCAUUGGUCAAAACUACCGACAGGACGGACCGGAGGGUAACGACAUUCGGCGGACAAACGUGGCACAGAUCCGCAUAGCGUACCGCCACGAGACACUGUGCAAUGAGCUCAGUUUCCUAGUGGACGCAGUGAAGACGGAUGUUGUCCCAAGCAUACCUGAGUGAUUUACCAUCAAGCACAAACUGUGCCUGAAUAUAUCCGCGGUGAUAAAGAAUCAAAUGGUAGAAAACCAUUUUUUUUACAUAUUCAUAUCUUUCUGACCCAGAUAAAAAAAAGAAAAGUGGGUUCUUAUUACUUUAUGUUGACCUUGGUGCAGGAAUCCGUUGUGUUAAUUGAUUUUUAAACCGUAUUCAAUGCUGCGUCUAUGACCUUUGCCUUUCACUGUGUGCCCCAUUUUAUUGGGAAAGAAGUUUUGGGAAAGAAUUCUUAUUCUUUUGUUCUUUUGACAGGUGUGAAGUGCACUUGUGGAUUUGAAUAUAUAUGAAAUAGCUGAUUUAGAAUAACAUAUUCAUUCAGAAGUAGAAUGUAAAAUAAUUGUUGGCAGUGAUUGGUGAAGGUUUUCUGUCACUUGCAUGUUACAAAGGCCUUUUUCUGGACCGAAAUGGAAAAAAAAGGAAUUCAAAGAGAGGUGCAAGUGUGAGUGAGCUCUAAAACUAGUUUUGUGAGAUUUUUGUGCUGAAAUGUACCACAAAACACUUUUUACUCUACCUUGUAGUUAUUGUCUUUUUUAUGAUUGUCAUUUCUCAUAGAUUUUCAUAUGUAAAUAAAAACUUUAAAACAGUCG